CUCUAUCGGUGAAGACGCCGGCAACUGCAGCUCGUGGUUGAAGGGAGAGUGUCGAGUGAUUCAGACGAGCCAGUCGGAGCCACGCACACUAUAUCGGCGCUGAUUGUAGUGAGCGGUGCAAGGUAGAGUAGUGGAGCGGUGCGGCCGGACAGUAAUAAGGAUUUCUUGACUGACAGUACACAAUAUCAUUAAAAUCACACAUGAAAAGUGUCUGAAUUUUAGUGCUUAUGGCUUCAGAAACUUAGAAUAAUCCAAUGAGUUACAGCUGAACGAAAGUGGUUGUGGUCAGACUUUUUUACGAUGUGUACCGCGAUGGACUCUCCGCCUUGCAACGCCGAGACCCAGGAGGACAUUCUGGCCAAGAUUGACUCCAGGAAGAGCAAUAAACCUCUCAUGGAAAAGAAGAGGCGCCAGAGGAUCAACCGGUGCCUGAAUGACCUCAAGUCGCUAGUGCUGGAAGGGAUGAAGAAAGAUCCGUCGCGCUACAGUAAGCUGGAGAAGGCUGAUAUUCUCGAGAUGACGGUGAGGCACGUGCAGACUCUCCACCGCCACGAGGGAGUGGGCUGCAGGAUUGGGGGAGGGGGACGGUUGCUGGGCAAUGGGAGGGCUGUUGGUGGCGACGGGAGGACCAAAUACCGAGCAGGCUUCAUCCACUGUGCUGUAGAAGUGACGCGCUACUUGGCAGGCCUGAGCGGGGUGCCCCACGAUCUGCACCACAGACUUAUCUCUCACCUUAACACCGUCACGGCCUCCCUCACGUGUGUUCCCGGCAUGGGGCAGCUCCCUGGGGCCAGCGUGGCAGUGGGUGGGGGCGUAGUGACCGUCGCUCCUCCUACCUCACGCCCUGAUCCCUCAUCUGUAGCUACUGCCACAGACGCCAGCAGCUCAAUCCCUCACACCCCUGGGAGCCCCUUCGCCGUACCUUCCAAAAAUUCUCCUUCCGCGCUUCUGUCAGGGUCUGGUAUCCCAGACACCCUUAACACCACCGUCACCACCAGCAUCUCGACCAGCACCAAUGUAGCCCUCGAUCCUACAAGACUGGAGCCACAGCAAAUGGUUCAGGUCCUGCCUUCAUCCUCUUCUCUAUCAAUCCCAUCUCAGGCCACUAAGCCCAGCACACUCACUCUUCCAGCUCUCCCCACGACCGCUAAAACGCAUUCCAGUUCCGAUGCACGGUUCAAUAACUCAGAAAACGCAUCAGUGCCUCAAACUUCUCAGCUUCCUAAAGAUAUCACUGUAGCAGUACCUGGGGACGACACAAGUACAAGCCAGACGGAUAGCAGUUUUGAAUCAAGUGGCAUCUUUCCUCCGCGAAUUCUUCAGUUGACAAGCACCGUGUUGACGUCUUCCUGUGAAAGCAUAACCUCUUGCACGGUAACCUCACGCGCGGAUCAGAAUGCAGGUAGUGUCAACCCCACCCUAGGAGCAACACACGCUAAGGAAGGUCACAUAGCUAUCCCCGUCGAUGCCCCGUCGCUCAGUGCCCAAGCUAAGCCGUCUUCUACGUCCCCUUCUUGGUCGACUUCACUUGGCUUCCAAAGCAUCCGUAAACCUGUCGAGCACUGCGUCCCCACCAGUGUUCUCCUCACUCUGGUCCUCCCCUCUCCUCGUGAAGCCAACACCAACCCUCCCCACGGCAGUUCAGCUUCCUUCCUCUGCAUUACCUCUUCUGUCCCCUUCGUCUUACUCCUCCUCCUCCUCUUCCCCCUCCUCCUCCUCCUCCUCCUCCUCCUCCUCCUCCUCUCCUGGAACUAGUGCCCUACCAUCCAGGGUCUUGCCACAAUACAGUGCAUCUGCUCCGUCAUCCAGCAAGGAGCCUUUGAAUCUUGCAAUGAACCACCCGCAGGAGUACUCACCGCGCGGUCACUUGAAGGCGCUCUCCGCGUUCCCUUGCUCCCGCCCGACGCCUUAUCCCCUUCCCCGCCGCCUGUCCCCGCGUCCAUCCCAGCCGUGGCGUCCAUGGUGACCUAACAAGCGGAUGUGUGACCCAGAAUUUACGCAUGACGCUCGGCUGCCUGAUCGUGUGUUGUGAGAGUGGCUUUAGUAGACCAUAUUCUGAAACAUUUCUGCUCCGGAACUCUGCUACAUUUUUAAGGUGCUCUAUUUGAAGCUACGCCUGGUUUUUUAAGGGUGUUUUUAUGGUUCUAGUGACAGAUUAGCAAGAUUUUUAUAUUACUAAAUGGAUAAAGAGCUUUGAGAAUCCGGAUAAUCAUCUUUGUGGAGUUUAAGAAUGUAGUCGGGGUGAGAGAGCAAAGUGUGUCUGAGACUGGUUCUAGUGAUGACUGCCGCCCUCCAUGUUGUUAUGUUGUGUUGUGUCCUCCGGGAGUCACCACGUGUUUUAAUGGUGAGGAGUGUCGAGUAGUGUGUUAACUAGAAGGGCAUGAAAUAAAUGCAGCCAUUUAUCUACUCCGUGAUUGAAAUGUGGAAUUACUCUAUAUACAUUAGGUUUCCUCAUUAACCUGUUUAAUAACACACACACACACACACACACACACACACACACACACACACACACACACUGUCAGAUUUAAAAAUAAAUGAAUAAGUAGGAGAACAAAUCUGAAAUAACAUUAUUACAUCCAUUUCCCCCCUGUUGAUUAUAAAUAAAGCUAUAAAUCGUA
Portunus trituberculatus (swimming crab) is the source of this 2621-nucleotide messenger RNA. RefSeq names its product protein deadpan-like. Gene Ontology annotation, molecular function: DNA-binding transcription factor activity, RNA polymerase II-specific; protein dimerization activity; RNA polymerase II cis-regulatory region sequence-specific DNA binding. The record is from RefSeq and is a predicted model, not a curated record. Gene Ontology annotation, biological process: anterior/posterior pattern specification; regulation of neurogenesis; regulation of transcription by RNA polymerase II. Gene Ontology annotation, cellular component: nucleus. The coding region runs from base 301 to 1755 and encodes 484 amino acids. Lineage: Eukaryota; Metazoa; Arthropoda; Malacostraca; Decapoda; Portunidae. The transcript has 3 exons.